This is a messenger RNA of Daphnia pulicaria, 1255 nucleotides long. RefSeq lists its product as uncharacterized. The record is from RefSeq and is a predicted model, not a curated record. The coding region runs from base 190 to 1233 and encodes 347 amino acids. Gene Ontology annotation, biological process: regulation of proteolysis; proteasome-mediated ubiquitin-dependent protein catabolic process. NCBI's taxonomy places the organism in Eukaryota, Metazoa, Arthropoda, Branchiopoda, Diplostraca, Daphniidae. The transcript is spliced from 2 exons. Gene Ontology annotation, molecular function: ubiquitin protein ligase binding. Gene Ontology annotation, cellular component: nucleus; cytoplasm.
CAGAUUAUUCCAGUUAGGUUUGCCCACGGGUGACGUUACCUCGUUUUCACUUUUCUGCCAGCCGGCGUUGGUGGGCUCAUGUGGUCGUCGCACUGACACUGACAUCUAGGCACCUUGUAGGUUCAACAAAUACUUGGUGUUUCACGCAGGGAUUUGUUGCCUCACUAGUCUUCAAGCCUUCCGUUGGCCAUGUCGCAAGUACUUUCCGAGGCCGAAACGGUGGCCAACUCUUUCUCUUCAGAACAUUCCAACUCGUCGUUGGCGUCUGUGGCGGUGGACACCAAAGCGCCUACCGUGACGGAGAUGACGUUCGGACUGUAUCGCGUCCACUGGGACUUGACGUCCCCACCGGUGGCAAGGAUUGUUACCUUCGAGAAAGCCUUCGCAAUUAAACACCUUCCGUUGCAGCAAACUUCAACCUAUGUCAUGACUUUCCGUCGGUCUUACAGCGCCCUUGGCUACUUACACUCGUGUCAAAUGAUUUGCUGUCCCCCAGCGGGCCACGACGCCGCUACUCCCAUCUGCCUCCCUCGAUGUGUGAACUUGGACUACGGCGACGGGAAACAGUUGGAUGUGCCGCCCACAAACGAGACCUGCACCGAAUGGGGAAUGACUUUCAGCGCUGCCAAUACUACAAGUUCCCUCGACGUCUAUCUUAAGUUCCACGUUUUUCCCUUCGUUGAGUUGUAUCGGUUUAUGAUGAACCAAGAGUUUUGCGACGUCACUUUUAAGUUUGCUUGUGGCGGCAUCUACAAGGCCCACACGGCCGUUUUGUGUGUCGACAAUGCUUAUUUUCAGGGGAUGUUCCGCAGCGGCCUCAUGGAGACGAAGACGGGCAUCGUCACGAUAUCUGACACUCCCCGUGAUCUGUUUGUGGACAUGGUGCACUAUUGGUACACGGGCAUCUUACCGCAACACUACUGCUCGGCCGCCGCAUUCGAGUCUGUGCGCUCCAUGUGCGAGUUGGCCAACCGCUACCAACACGUGCAACUGAAGCGCGACUGCGAACGACUCAUUAUCGGCAGACUGAGCGUGUUAAAUGCCAUGUCUCUCUACGUCUGGGCGAAAACGUACAACCUGCCGAGUCUGCGGCAGGCGGCGAUGGCGUUCAUGUGCUCUCAUUGGGUGGAAAUGACGGACAUGCCGGAUAUGGUCCAAUUUGCUCGCGAAAACACUGAAAGGUUUCUCAAGCUGAAUGCGGAAAUUAUUCGCCACAUGUCCGGCGGUGAGUGACUCGCUUUCGUUUUCCCACUGU